Molecule: messenger RNA, 950 nt
Organism: Megalopta genalis
Lineage: Eukaryota; Metazoa; Arthropoda; Insecta; Hymenoptera; Halictidae
Source: RefSeq, a predicted model, not a curated record
UUUCGUCAAAGGUUUAGAGAUGGAUCCUCGGUCGGCAUCUGUAGCUGUGGUAUUAGUCAGUUUUGUAGUUCUCGUGACUUUUGUUGACACUAAUCCAGUUGUACCCUCUGAAGAAUCUUCGUUCGACGCAGAAAGUAUCAUUUUAGACUGCAAGCACUCGGAUUAUCGGACCUAUAUACAGUGCCUGAAAAGACAUAAGAGACACCCACAUGACAAUGAUCAUAUAAUAGAUGACAGCUGCAUGGAGCCGUGUAUACAGGAUUGUGUAAGGGAAAAAAGGUUCACGUGUGUAGAAAUUUGCAAACAUUGCGUGAAAAGACAAAAGCAUCGUACAAUUAAUAUCACUGAAACCGAAUAUAUAACAGAAUGCAUUCACGGGAACUGUUCGAAAGUUGGCAGCAAGGAUGGUCUUGGACCAGUAACCCUCAAUUUAACCACUCAUGUCCACAUUCAUAACCACUACAAUCACAAUACUACACCACCUGUUAAAUCCCAUUGUCCAUGUUAUUAUAUCACUUGGAUCCCAUGUUACUGUCGGCCUUCAUAUCCAAUAUGCCAGUAUCAGACUCAAUGGCCCUGCAUUCCAAGUGGCGGAUAUGGUUCAUUAGGGGUCGGAGGAAUAGGAUUUGGAACAGGGAUAGGAGGUAUAUAUGGUGGCGGAGCAAUUGGUGGGGGAAUGUUAGGAGGGGAAUUAAUGGGCGUUGGAAUGGAAACUGGCAUGCUAGGAACAGGUAUACCGAUUAUUAAUCCUGGCAUGAUGACUGUGAACACUACAUGUGAUGAAUGUAAUCCUCCUACUGGAUAAGUAGCAUUUUCCUUGCUACUUUAGUAUAAUUAUAACAUAACUCUUUAUAUUUUUAUUUUGUAAGUUCGACGUUAUUUCUUUAAUGCUUUUUACUAUUUUUAUCAAGAAAUAUUUUGUAUUGAAAAUUAAAGAGUAUACACAACAA